This is a messenger RNA of Aspergillus steynii IBT 23096, 909 nucleotides long. RefSeq names its product alpha/beta fold hydrolase. The transcript is spliced from 4 exons. The coding region runs from base 1 to 909 and encodes 302 amino acids. The record is from RefSeq and is a predicted model, not a curated record. Lineage: Eukaryota; Fungi; Ascomycota; Eurotiomycetes; Eurotiales; Aspergillaceae.
AUGUCUUCAGACCCCCAAUCCCCUCGCUCCCAAGCCCUCCGCUACAUCUCCGAUUCCCGAUUCCACCGGCUCUUCAAACAUGGCGAGCUCACAUUCACCUACGCAGAUGUCGGCGUCCCAUCCGACACGACCAUCCUCUUCAUGCCCGGCAUGUUCGCAUCGCGAUAUCUCGCGGUCUGGAUGCACGCCAUCGCAAAGACCGUCGGCGUGCGCGUAUUAGUGGUUGAUCGUCCCGGAAUGGGCUCCUCCACCCCCGUCCCUCUCGAACAGCGCGUCUCCGCAUGGAUCGACCUCGUCCCGGCGCUUCUCUCGCAUCUCAACAUCCCCCACGUCGCGCUGGCUUCGCAUAGCGCUGGCAUGAUAUACCUGCUCAACACGCUCCAUCACUGUCGAGACUUGCUUCAUCCGGAGAGGCCGUAUGUUGCGUUUCUAGCACCCUGGGUAAACCCCACGCACAGCCGCAUCACCAGCAUGCAACUCGCGCAACACCUCCCCAUGCCCGCCUUCAGCAUCUGGAACCAGAUCCCGCGCUUCCUCCUCCUCACCGCGACCCCGGUGUUCGAGAGCAGCGGCGCCCUCGUCAACAAGAUGUCCUCGAUAAGUGGGAGCGCGCCGGUGGAGAGCGCGUCCGGCUCUGGCUCUGCGCAGGUCGAACGGGGUCGGAGGCGGAUGGAGUCCAAGCAUGGGGUUUCGAGAGAUGUGCAGAGGGAGUUGGAGACGCUGGUGUUUCGGUUUAUGUUUGAGGAGGGGACGCAGGGCGCGAAUGAUGAGGCUAUGCAGUGUCUUUGGGGGGUUGACGAUGUGUGGGAUUUUGAAGCGGUUGUGGUUAAAGGAACAGACCAUAAUAGUGUGAUGCAGGAGACUGGGCUGUUUGAGAGGAUCUUUCGUGAGGCUGCGGGGCGAUCGUGA